Gryllus bimaculatus (two-spotted cricket) is the source of this 1290-nucleotide messenger RNA. Lineage: Eukaryota; Metazoa; Arthropoda; Insecta; Orthoptera; Gryllidae. The record is from the annotation of a GenBank genome assembly.
AUUAGACAGACAAUAUUCACAGAGGAGACAUAUUCUAUCAUUUUAAAUCCUGAAAUAUACAAACCUAACCAAAAUUAUCCAAGAAUAGCGUCAACUGUCGACUGUUUACUAUAAUUGCUUUCAGAUUUUUCUCUGUGGUGAUGACGUCACGAGAAGAUGGUAGCGUGCGUUGGUUCAUUUGCAACUAGUGGCUGAACGUUCCAGCUAAUUUGUAAAAUGAAUUCUAUAGAUUGGAUAGAUUCUAUCCCAUCAACUAAAAUUCACGCUGAUGAUCUGCGUCCUAAAACUAUUGCAGAUGUCUCUAUUAUUAUUCCAAUAUACAACGGCGCUGAAUGGAUAGAUGAUUGUUUUGGUUCCAUAAUCUUACAGACUGCAAAGUUUCCCUUGAAGUUAGAAGUGUCUGUUUUCAACGAUGCCAGUGACGAUAAUACAGAAAAUAAGCUAUUGUGCUGGCAUGAUAUAUGUCAGAAACACAACAUAACGUUAACUGUCAAUAAAAGCGAUGCCGUUGCCCCAAGGGGAGUAGGUUUUGCCAAAAAUCAAGCAGUGAAGUUCAGUACUGGAAGUUACCUGUGCUUUCAAGAUGUGAAUGACUAUUUGGAGAAUUCGUUUAAAGAGACUUCAAGAGCAAGUUUUGAGAAGUUGGAAGCAGUUUACUAUAUGGAAUGCUGGGAAAUUAGGCCGAAAAUUAUAUAGGUCAUUAGACCCUCUGUACCAGAGUCAAUUACAUAUGUUUUGUGAUGUAGACAGGCGAAAAAUUGGGAAAUAUUAUAUUCCAUACACCAAGGGAAUAUCAUAUCAACGUAAAAUUCCCAUUGUUCACUUCACAGAAGCAGUGUGUCCAAUGGUCAUUUGUGUAAAAAUGGGCUUGACUGGUGGAUGUUUCGAAGAAAAUCUGAAGUCGCUAAAUCUAACUGAAGGCAAAGAUUUUGUUUUCUUUUGAUUUCAUUGAAAGGGACUUCAAUGUAUUUAAUUUUUUCUAUACUAUGGAAGUCACAUGUAACAAUAAUUACCCACAUCUCUGAUGAAUAAGUUUGACUUGCAAUGAGUAUUUUAUUUAAUAUUUAUUUGGAAUCUUGUUAACAUCUGGAUCAAUCCUGUUUUUAAUGUUAAUCAAAUUUAAUCUUGAACAAUAAGUAAUAAAGGGAUGGUACUUGUUCUAUCCUCAUAUCUCCCAGGAAAAAAAGAAACUAAAUAUAUUAAAAUCUCCAUUAUUUAGGGAAAUUAUUUUUAUUGGUAUAUAUUUAUAUAUAAUGUGUGUGUGUGUGUGUGUGAAUAAUAAUUAACAUA